AUGAAGAAGAUCACGGCAAUCAGGAGAGAAGUCGAUAAGGUGGAGAGGUGGAUCUCGAGGGAGGAGGCACUGGAAUCGAUGAAGCAGGACCCGAAGGAGAGGCUGAGGGUGAACAAGACGCUGAUGAGCUUGCUCUACAAGUUGGAUUUGGUGAGAGGCAUCAAUUCGGGGGUUAGGGAUUGCCGGAAGAGUGUGAUCAAGAGGGCGAUUGCGUUGCAGGAGUUUUUGGACACCAUUGUUGCUGAUGGACAAACCUUAACCCUAGGAGGUGAGGUUGAUGAAGCUUCUGAUUCCUCCGAAAUCAGGGAAAAGGAAGGUAAAGUCUCUGAGUCUAAGGUUGAAAUUUCUGGUGCUAAUUGA
This is a messenger RNA of Quercus lobata, 360 nucleotides long. RefSeq lists its product as uncharacterized. Gene Ontology annotation, molecular function: protein-folding chaperone binding. The transcript has a single exon. The coding region runs from base 1 to 360 and encodes 119 amino acids. Gene Ontology annotation, cellular component: plasmodesma. Lineage: Eukaryota; Viridiplantae; Streptophyta; Magnoliopsida; Fagales; Fagaceae. Gene Ontology annotation, biological process: protein folding. The record is from RefSeq and is a predicted model, not a curated record.